Molecule: messenger RNA, 4714 nt
Organism: Kogia breviceps (pygmy sperm whale)
Lineage: Eukaryota; Metazoa; Chordata; Mammalia; Artiodactyla; Physeteridae
Gene: RNF214
Product: ring finger protein 214
Molecular function (GO): ubiquitin-protein transferase activity
Source: RefSeq, a predicted model, not a curated record
CGCUCGUGCCGCCGGAAGUGGGAGGUGUCGCGCGCGGGCCGGCGCUCGACCCCUCCCCCCAGGCUCGGCCGCCCCCUCCCCCCGCUCCGCCCGCUCAGAGCAUGAUGGCGGCAUCUGAGGUAGCUGGCGUGGUGGCCACUGCUCCCAAUCCUCCGGAAUCCUCAUCUAGUGUAUGUGCUUCCAAACCAGACGAAGUUCUCCCAGACGGUCUAAGCCCCAAAGACCCUGCACAGAAGCACAAGAACUCGCCUCUGUCGAGUGUAAGUAACCAAACGAUAACCAAGGAGAAUAACAGAAAUGCCCAUUUGGAACACCCAGAGCAGGAUCCUGGUUCAUCAGCAGGUGACACUGCAGCAGCGCACCGGGCGGUUUUAGGAGAAAACUUGAUAGCCACGGCCCUUUGUCUCUCUGGCGGUGGGUCUCAGUCUGAUUUGAAGGACGUGGCCAACACAGCGGGAGAGGAGGGGGACACACGCCUCCGGGAGAGCCUCCACCCCGCCACUCGGUCUCUUAAGGCAGGGUGCGAUACAAAGCAGCUUGCCUCCGGGAAUUGUCCUGAAGAGAAGGCCCCACAAGCCUCCAUCCUAAAGGAAGGGAGCAGGGACACAGGCUUGGAUUUCCCACCUGUGGUGCCUCCAGCAAAUGGGGUUGAAGGAGUCAGAGUGGAUCAGGAUGAUGAUCAGGAUAGCUCUUCCCUGAAGCUUUCUCAGAACAUUGCCGUCCAGACUGACUUUAAGACGGCUGAUUCAGAGGUAAACACAGAUCAAGAUAUUGAAAAGAAUCUGGAUAAAAUGAUGACAGAGAGAACCCUGUUGAAGGAGCGUUACCAGGAGGUCCUGGACAAGCAGAGGCAAGUGGAGAAUCAGCUCCAAGUGCAAUUAAAGCAACUUCAGCAAAGGAGAGAAGAGGAAAUGAAGAACCACCAGGAGAUAUUAAAGGCUAUCCAGGACGUAACAAUAAAGCGAGAAGAAACAAAGAAGAAGAUAGAGAAAGAAAAGAAGGAGUUUUUGCAGAAGGAACAGGAUCUGAAAGCUGAAAUUGAGAAGCUUUGUGAGAAGGGCAGAAGAGAAGUGUGGGAAAUGGAACUGGAUAGACUCAAGAAUCAAGAUGGUGAAAUAAAUCGGAACAUUAUGGAAGAGACAGAACGGGCCUGGAAGGCAGAGAUCUUAUCACUAGAGAGUCGGAAAGAGUUGUUGGUAUUGAAACUAGAAGAAGCAGAAAAAGAGGCAGAACUGCACCUUACUUACCUCAAGUCAACUCCCCCAACACUAGAGACAGUUCGUUCCAAACAGGAGUGGGAGACAAGACUGAAUGGAGUUCGGAUAAUGAAAAAGAAUGUUCGGGACCAAUUUAAUAGUCAUAUCCAGCUAGUGAGAAAUGGAGCCAAGCUGAGCAGCCUUCCUCAGAUCCCUACUCCCACUUUGCCUCCACCCCCAUCAGAGACAGACUUCAUGCUUCAGGUGUUUCAACCCAGUCCCUCUCUGGCUCCUCGGAUGCCCUUCUCCAUUGGGCAGGUCACAAUGCCCAUGGUUAUGCCCAGUGCAGAUCCCCGUUCCUUGUCUUUCCCGAUCCUGAACCCUGCCCUUUCCCAGCCCAACCAGCCUUCCCCACCCCUUCCUGGCUCGCAUGGGAGAAAUAGCCCUGGCUUGGGUUCCCUUGUCGGCCCCCAUGGUCCACACGUGCCCCCUGCCGCCUCCAUCCCACCUCCCCCAGGCUUGGGUGGUGUUAAGGCUUCUACUGAAACUCCCCGGCCCCAACCAGUAGACAAACUGGAGAAGAUUCUGGAGAAGCUGCUGACUCGGUUUCCACAAUGCAAUAAGGCCCAGAUGACCAACAUUCUUCAGCAGAUCAAGACAGCACGUACCACCAUGGCAGGCCUGACCAUGGAGGAGCUGAUCCAGCUGGUAGCUGCACGACUGGCAGAGCACGAGCGGGUGGCAGCAAGUACUCAGCCCCUUGGUCGGAUCCGGGCCCUGUUCCCUGCUCCAUUGGCCCAAAUCAGUACCCCAAUGUUCUUGCCUUCUGCCCAAGUUUCAUAUCCUGGGAGGUCUUCACAUGCUCCAGCCACCUGUAAACUGUGUCUAAUGUGCCAGAAACUUGUCCAGCCCAGUGAGCUGCACCCAAUGGCAUGCACCCAUGUGCUGCACAAGGAGUGUAUCAAAUUCUGGGCCCAGACCAACACAAAUGACACUUGUCCCUUUUGUCCAACUCUUAAAUGACGGACCUGACUGAGGAGGAAGAAGAGGAGAAACUGAUGUGAACAGGAAGCGCGGGUUCAAGAUUUCUAAAACUCUAUAUUUAUACAGUGACAUAUACUCAUGCCAUGUACAUUUUUAUUAUAUAGGAAAUGUGUGUAUAGAAAGUCUGUAUCCAGAUGUUCGUAAAUGAAAGUAUGUAUAUUAUGCAGAAAUGGUCUGUCCCCCUCACCUUGCAGUUCCUCUGGGGUAUGCAGAUUGUAGGUAAGAUGGUAUUUAAUUUGGCCUUGAAGUUAUGAUAUUCCUGCCUAGGGCUGUUUUCAGAUACAAUAUAAAAACCAUCUAGGAAGCUGCUCUUGCUCUAAGGCCACCCUGCUCUGAUUUGGCUCAGCCUCUAGUCCAUUUUCUUAAGGCCCAUGUGUGCCGAUUUGAACCCUGGUGCUCACCUGCUGUCCAGCCAGAUGCCUUGCUUAUUGGAAGCCUCCAGAAGCCUCAGUGCUAUUCCAGCCCCUCUACUCCAAAUGGAGAAAAUGAGACUGAUUGAGGAAAAAAUAUAUAACCCUGAUAGUUUGAUUUUUCGUUGAACAUUUUACUGUGUUAACACUCAUUAUUUGUACAUAGACAUUAGGUUUACAGAAUAGUCUGUUUACAUCAGCAAAAUUCACAGUCCAAGAAUAACAACAUGACCAGGUCCCAUUUCCCCCAUGCCUCCCACAAACUUCUCUCCACCCUACUUCCUGGAUAGUCAUCUCUUUAGAAACUAUCAUAGCCCACAGGUCUUUCCUGGGCCAAGCCAUCCCUUUCCACCACUGACUUGGCUUCUGAUCAAGCUUUCACAGACCAACCUUGUGAAGUCCUCACCGCUUCCCCUUCACUUCUGGUCUUCUAGUCUAGCUAUCCCCUCUCCCCUUGAAGGUUAAGGCAGUUGGUUCACAACCAAGUUGUUUGGUGACCUUGGGUGAGUUCCAGGCAGGCACUGGGGUGAGGAGAUGUCUGUGCAAAAUUCCUUUCAGGAUGAUCUUGGGAUAUGGGUUUGAACUUUUGAAGCAAGAAAGCUAUGGGGGACAUGCUUCCUGUCCUGGGAAAAAUGGAGACCAAAGUGCUAUGAAGAAGGGAGGUUAGAUUUCAAGUUUAUAAGUCAUUUGUUCUGUGGAUAGCUGUCUGGAACUAGGUCAUUUUUUCACCUCUGCUUAUUGAGCACCCAGUUUCUACAUUUAUACCUGGGAAAGCUGUGUUUCUGUUAGAGCUUUGAAUCCUUUCCUAUCGCUUUAUCUUUACUCCUAAUGGAAGUGGCUUCAGCUCCCUUCUUUUUUGGAAUUAAACAAGUAAAAACUAAGCAGUAAUAAAAAAAAUUAGCUCCAGGAAAGGAUAUUAUUAUAUUACCAACAGGUGAAUUUUUCCCAUUCUGGGACCUGGAAAUGCUUACUCGCAGUAGUAGUACAUAUGAGGGUAGCAAAGAUUUUUCCUUUCAGAGCCAAAUAAUUCUCUCUUCUCUGUUUAUGUUACUCUUCCUUGUCUUUCAUCCUUGCCUAUCAGCUCAUGAACAUACUCUUUCUCUUCUCUGGUCUUACUUGUCCUGGUUUAUUGACUGGCAACAGUGUAAGGAAAUGGGUUUCCUGGGAUCUCCUUGGCAUCUUGUAGGGUGAUGGAAAUGGCCUGAGUACUUCCCCACUGGAGAGGUCAGAUGACCCACUUUCUUUGGUUAAUGAAAUAUUAAUGACUCCAGUUUGGUAGCCAUCAUGAACAGGGAAUGUGGCAAAAUGGAAGACCAGUUCCUUUGUUCUUUUCAUUUGGUGGGGGGGGACUCAUUUUUUAUCUUGUAAUCUAAAGAUUUUAUCUCCCCUCAACUUUGCAGCAGCCUUUGGGCCACUUGCCGUAUUUUUCAGUAUCCAAUGAAAAUUUAGAAAUUAGAAUUGGGUCUAAAAAAUAACCUGUUUCUUUUCCACAAAUCUUUGACACCAAAGGGGUAAAGAGAAAAAAGGAGGGGAUGGGAGGCUUAACUGCUUCCUAGUGAAAGCCCCUGGGAACCAGCCGCAGCAGGAAGACAGUGUGGUGGAGGGUGUGCAUGGGGGCCGGGACUCAUCGUCGCUCUUUGCUCUUUCUUAUUCAGGAUCAAUCCGAAAGCAACAGUUAAGUUUUGGCCACCCUUGUUCUCCCUUUUCCCUCUGUCCACUGGCCUGCACUGGUACAAGCUGUGCAGACCCCCGGGGAAGGCCCCUGAUGCAGGGAGUGGAGAUGGGACAGUCAUUUUUCUGGCAUAGAAUUUAAAAAUAGAAAUAUAGAAUACAUAUUUUUACAAGGAAGAAGCUGUUGUCUAGAUUUUCUUUUUACACUUUAGAGUUCAUGGUUUCAGGGUAGAAAGGAAGAAAUUGUUAAAAGAAAAAUAAGUACAAGUUUUCUCUUUCAAAGAAAAAAAUAGGACAAUGAGACUUACUAAGGACGGGAUUGAGUUUUAUGCCCUGGAAAGAGCUGGGGAAAAGCCAGUUUUCCCCAACAUGGGUCAAAAUGAUAAAGUGGAA